AUGGUGGAAUCCACAAACGCAGAACGUUUGGACUACUUGUGGGAGAUGGCUUUGGCCAUUCAUGGGGGUAUCAUUGAGCACCUUGACGAGGACCAUGAACUUGACAAACCUCUCAUCGCGCACCUCAAAGAGAUAGACCACUUCAUCAUGGUCAAGAAGGGUUUGCAAAGCCGUCGUAUCGAUCAGGCUAGUGACAACGAUAACCAACUUGCCGGGCGUACCACCCCUCCACGCAGCCACCAAUCCCCUUUGACCAUUGGGCACGUCAACAACCAGUCAAUCAGCCCCCCAAGCCAUCGUUCAGCAGCUUCCCCUUCCCUUUUUGGUUCUUCUCCUGAGCCGCAGUACACUAGAGCGUCGGCGCCUGCACGACGAAAAGUCGCUCGUCGGAUCCCAGGAGAAUCUCGAAAUUCCAAAGCUCUGCGCGGGAUGCGACGCGCAGUACCCUAUGCAAGCUGGGUUGACAUUCCCAAGUGA
Molecule: messenger RNA, 477 nt
Organism: Fusarium oxysporum Fo47
Lineage: Eukaryota; Fungi; Ascomycota; Sordariomycetes; Hypocreales; Nectriaceae
Exons: 1
Coding region: 1-477 (158 amino acids)
Source: RefSeq, a predicted model, not a curated record